AUUUCGUGCUAGAUUGAAGUUUCUAUUCGCGGUGGUCUAUCUUCAGUGACCUAAGCUGUACGAAUUGUGUUUUUUUUGAAGUUUGUACGUUUCCUUUUAAAUACUGUUCAGAAAACAAUAAACAUUUUUCGUGCUGUAUACGAUUUUACGUACAGUUUGUUGUUACAAAUGUGCGAUACAAUAUAUUUAUAUGGAAAACGCAAAUACGAAGAAAGAUCAUACUAUCGCGACAGUGUAUAUAUGUACUCGAUGAAUUAUUUGGUUGUGUUAAAAUAAAUGGAAAUUAUUAGUGAGAAAAACUUUUAAAUGUAAAUACAUCGGAAAGAGAAUGGCAGGAGUAUUUGAUAUAGAAUUACACGAAGGUGAUUCUUCUGUCAAUCAAGACGAUUCGGACGACGAUGUUCUAGAAAACAGAGAAGAUGAUUAUGAUCAUUCCACAAACGUCAAUACUAUUUUAGAAUCCGAUAAUUUGGAGAGAGUUCAAUUAUCCGAAGAAAACGUAAACCCUGGUCAAGAAAAAGCUGGCCCUCAAGAUUUUGAACUAUGUAAGAUUCUCGGGGCUGGUGGAUAUGGGAAAGUUUUCCAAGUGAAAAAGGUUACUGGGAAAGAUAAGGGCAGUAUUUUUGCAAUGAAGGUACUGCGGAAAGCUUCUAUUAUAAGGAAUCAGAAGGACACAGCACAUACAAAAGCGGAAAGAAAUAUCUUAGAGGCUGUAAAGCACCCAUUUAUUGUCAAUUUAAUGUAUGCUUUUCAAACUGGUGGUAAAUUAUAUUUAAUUUUGGAGUAUCUUUGUGGUGGAGAACUUUUUACUUACUUGGACAGAGAAGGCGUGUUCUUAGAAGACACAGCUUGUUUUUAUUUAUCCGAGAUCAUACUUGCACUUCAACAUCUGCACAAUCAGGGUAUUAUUUACAGAGAUUUGAAACCAGAAAAUAUCUUACUGGACGGCGAAGGUCAUGUUAAAUUGACAGACUUUGGCUUGUGCAAAGAACACAUACAAGAAGGUACAGUGACGCACACUAUUUGCGGAACUAUAGAAUACAUGGCACCAGAAAUUUUAACGAGAAGUGGACAUGGUAAGGCCGUUGACUGGUGGAGUUUAGGUGCGCUAAUGUAUGACAUGCUUACUGGAAUGCCACCGUUCACAGGAGAUGAUAGAAACGAAACAAUCGAGAAGAUUUUAAGAGGAAAGUUAUGUCUUCCGGAAUAUCUAACACCAGAUGCUAGGGAACUGAUACGAAAAUUAUUAAAAAGGCAAGUAUCUCAAAGAUUGGGAUCGGGUCCAGAAGAUGCGGAGCAAAUAAUAAAUCACAAUUUUUUUAAACAUAUCAAUUGGCACGACGUAAUCUCAAGAAAACUUGAACCUCCCUUUAAGCCAUCGUUAAAAAGUGCUGACGAUACGUCACAAUUUGAUGAACAGUUCACAGCCUCCGUACCUGUAGAUUCGCCAGUUGAAAGUACUCUUAGCGAAUCUGCUAAUAUGAUCUUUCAAGGUUUUACCUAUGUAGCACCGAGUGUUUUAGAAGAAAUGUACUCGCAGCCGAGAGUUGUGAAUGCUAAAAGUCCCCGUAAAGGUUUCUUAGGCACAGGCUUUAGCGGAAGUCUUCACAGUUUAUCGCCAAGAUCACCAGAUGCUCACCUUCGCACAUCUUCUCAUUUUCGUCCACACAGGCAUCCCAUGCUAGGUUCGAAUAAUGUGGAAGACACGGAAAUGACAGAUAUAGAUCAGCAGUCGUUAUAGUCACUCAAGAGACAGAAGUGUGCAAGAAAGCUUUUGUCUUCCGUAUUAAGCCGGGGCAAGUGUUAACAGCAUCAUUUCUUGGCUUUCUUACUUUCUUGCAGUUCAGCGAUUACACUCGAAAAAUUUAGUACGAUUUACUUGGGUAGAUGCAUAGAAAAAAAAGCAAUGAAUUUUAAGUCGAAAGGAGAGUUACAUACAUUGAUCCAGCAGAGCAGUGGUGCUACACGCGUUUCAGAUAAAUACGCAGGCCUGUGACUGUUCUAGCAUGACUAACCACUGUUUACGUUAUAAAGAAGGAAAGUAAUAUGUUUUCGUUGUGUAAAUAUACGUAGAUUUUUGAUAAGCAAUGCAGUUCGAAAGGAGGGGAAUGUGCCGUACUUGAAAGGUCUAAGAGAUAUUUUUGAAGACAUGAUAUUCCAUUGUUGCAACGAGUUACCCAACUAUUUAACAUGUCUGACCUGUCAAAGAAGUACGACUUUAUUGUUAAUGUAAAAAAUAGGUCAAUGAAAAGAACUGAUCCUGUAACAAUAACGGUUCGCUUUUAAUGAAAGUUUAAAGCCUGACAAAAUUCUUUAACAGAACUUUAAAUUUAUUACUAUAUUAUAAUUUAUUUUGAGUUGCAACAGUGAUAAAAAGCAACCAUUUAAAUAGAAUUGUACGUCUUUGUGUAGCGCAUGAAAAUCAUUGGUAAUGUCAAGUGUAAUAAAUGUAGCCAAUGUUCGAAUUUUUCGUUCUCUAUCAUUAAUAUCAGGUAUAAUUGAUUUAUAAUCAUCUAUCUGUGUCACUGUGUUAUGCAGUAAGAAAUCAAAUACCGCAUUAAGUUGUAUUUAUAUAUCUAUGAUAGAGUCAGAUGAACAUCUUAGGCAUAUUUAACUCAUAUUUCAUUAAUGCCUCUAACGUUAUACAGAAUGAGUCGCCUAAGACAAGCCACUUAAAUAAUUUCUACAGUUUUGAAAACAUCAAAUUGUUUUGUAGGUUACCUUUAUCUUUUUAAAUACAACCCGCGUAUAUUAAAAACGUUUUGAAUAUGAAUAUCUUUUCCUACCUUUAAAAUUGUAGCUGUUAUUCAGGUGACAUUUCUUAGGAAACUCGCACUGUUUACGCAUCUAUACUUAAAAACGUUUUCCUUUUUAGUGGAAAAGGCGAUGAACCCAAAUUGUAUUGGUAUCGUCUUAAUAUAUUAUCAUGGUUUAUGUCGUACCUUAAUUAAUAAUUAAUCCGAUUCCCUUUUAGAUAUAAUUAUGAAAGUGACAAUUACACAACAGAUUCAAACUGCCCAAGUGUUCACAGCCGACAGCUGGAUAGUAUUAACUUUUACAUAGAAAGCGCAUAUAUGUUCGCGUGGUUAGUAAAUAAAUAUGUAAAAGUCUUGUUAAUAGGUGAUUAUGUUAUAUUAAAGAAAUAUAUUAAGAGUGAGAAUUUGAUGGUUUGUAAGAUACAUACAUAUAUUAUGUAUCUCAUAAUACAUCUAUAUAUAUUACAAAUAUUUCAGGGAUAAAACGAUGCUUUUCUAGAUACAAAAUACAGCGAACAUUUUACUUGUUACAUGUAUACUACGUGUAUUACAUGUAUUACUACUACUUACGUGUAUUACUACAUGUAUUACUAUGUAUAAUAGAUACUUGUAAUGUAACAAGGUGAGUCUCACAUUUCCAUAUAUGUGUAUGCAUUUCUUAUAAUGCGAUAGUUCCAUCACUGGAAUCGAAUUAAUCGGAAACAAAAAAAUAUCUUCCAUCAAUAUCUUUCAAAAUGUUUCACAUUAAUUUAAACUACUAAAAUAAUGAUUUUCAUAUAUAUAUUAUGGAAUCGGUAUAUUUUUGGGACAUGUAUAGUUAAAUAAGAAUGAAACUGCUGUUCGCUUUACCUUGUAUUUUCAUCUGUUUAGAACUAUAGAAAAAUUAAUGCACUUUAUUUUACUUAAUAUUUAUUCUGUAAUCCUUUAUCGUUAAAAACCACACCUACUUAUAUAUAUGUAUGUUAUCUUUAAUCAAANAUCUAUUGUAUACAUUAAACAUUCAAAGAAAGAUGAUUAUUCUUAA
Megalopta genalis is the source of this 3780-nucleotide messenger RNA. RefSeq names its product ribosomal protein S6 kinase beta-1. The record is from RefSeq and is a predicted model, not a curated record. Gene Ontology annotation, biological process: protein phosphorylation; signal transduction. Gene Ontology annotation, molecular function: protein serine/threonine kinase activity; ATP binding. NCBI's taxonomy places the organism in Eukaryota, Metazoa, Arthropoda, Insecta, Hymenoptera, Halictidae.